AUGCAGAGUUCCAAGGGCACCGAAGCAGGCUCUGGCAUCCAGUAUUUACAUGAAAACAGAAUAAUUCAUAGAGAUCUUAAACCAGAAAAUAUUGUCCUUCAGGAGGAAGCCGGGAAGGUAAUCUACAAGAUCAUAGACCUCGGAUACGCCAAGGAUCUGGAUCAAGGAAGCUUAUGCACGUCUUUCGUGGGGACCUUGCAGUACCUGGCCCCUGAACUCUUUGACAACAGCCCUUACUCCAUGACUGUGGACUUCUGGAGCUUUGGGACGCUGAUCUUCGAGUGCAUUACGGGCUUCAGGCCCUUCCUGCACAACCAGCAGCCUUUCAUCUGGCAUGAAAAAAUCAAGAGGAAAGACCCCAAAUGCAUUUUUGCAUGGGAAGAGAUGACUGGGGAAGUUAGAUUUAGUGCUUAUUUACCAACUCCAAACAGCUUGUGCAGUACGAUUGUAGAAACCGUGGAGCGCUGGCUUCAGCUGAUGCUGACUUGGGAUCCACAGCAAAGAGGAGGCGGGAUAGAUCCCAACACAAACGGCUACAGAUGUUUUCAAGUAAUGGAACAAUUGCUAAGUCUGAAGAUCGUCCACAUCCUAAACAUGACGUCUGCCAAGAUCCUUAGUUACUCUCUGCAGCCAGAAGAAAGCCUUCACUCCCUGCAAGUUCGAAUUGAAUCUGACACUGGAAUAAGCUCAGGAAACCAGGAGCUUCUCCUUGAAAUGGGGAGCUGCUUGGACCCCCGGAAAUCGGCCUCUCAGUGUGUCAUCGAUGGCGUAAAAGGCUGGGAUAGCUACAUGGUAUAUUUAUUUGAUAAAAGCAAAACUACAUAUGAAGGCCCUUUCGCUUCUAGGACGCUUUCUGAUUCUGUAAAUUAUAUUGUCAAGGACAGCAAAAUUCAGCUGCCCAUUUUCCAGCUUCGGAAGAUCUGGGCUGAAGCCGUGCACUACGUCAUUGGCCUGAAGGAAGACUACAGCCGCCUCUUCCAGGGCCAGAGAGCUGCCAUGUUGAGUCUUCUGAGGUACAACACCAAUUUAACCAACAGGAAAAACAACAUGAUCUCAGCAUCGCAACAAUUGAAAGCCAAACUGAAUUUCUUCCAGCAAAGUAUCCACCUGGACCUGGAGCGAUACAGUGACCAAAUGACCUAUGGAAUCUCCUCAGAGAAAAUGCUAAAGGCUUGGAAAGACAUGGAAGAAAAAGCUUCGUUGUGCGAAAAGGUGGCAGAUAUCGGCUCCCUGGAUGAACAGAUCAUGGCGCUGCACACCGAAAUUGUGGAGCUGCAGAGAAGCCUCCAUGUGCGACGUCAGAACGACGUCAUGGAAAAUCUGGAGCAGAGAGCCAUAGAACUCUACAAGCAACUGAAGUCGAGGCCUCCAGACCACGUCUACAGCGACAGCACAGAGAUGGUGAGGAUCAUUGUCCAGACGGUUCAGAGUCAAGACUGGGUCCUCAAGGAGCUCUUCAGGCACCUGAGCAAAUUGCUGGGCUGCAAACAGAAAAUCAUCGACUUGCUUCCCAAGAUCGAUGUGGCUCUGAACAGCAUCAAGGAGGCCGACAACUCAGUCAUGCAGAUGCAGGGGAAACGGCAGAGGGAGAUCUGGCAUUUGCUGAAAAUCGCUUGCACUCAAACUUCUGCUCGAUCGGCCAGCUCCAGCGUGGAGGGUCCCGUCCCGUCCUCGGUGCCUGCCUGGCUCUCCCAAGCUGCUACGGCAACCAUGCUGCAGCCUUUGUCUUUUGCGGAAGCCUCUAGAAACACGUUGAAUUUUGCACAUUUGUUAGAAGAAAAUCUAAGCUAUCUUGACAGUUUUAGCGCCGUUAUACAAGAAGCAAGACACGGCCAAAAUAGCAGCAUGACGAGCCUCGACUGGAGCUGGCUGGAUUAGCGCGUCCGAUGUUGCACAUCCGCAUUUGCAAAAAUGGGCCUUUUAACCUAAAAUUCCUCUUUCUUU
Molecule: messenger RNA, 1944 nt
Organism: Protobothrops mucrosquamatus (brown spotted pit viper)
Lineage: Eukaryota; Metazoa; Chordata; Lepidosauria; Squamata; Viperidae
Gene: CHUK
Product: component of inhibitor of nuclear factor kappa B kinase complex
Exons: 18
Coding region: 1-1878 (625 amino acids)
Biological process (GO): peptidyl-serine phosphorylation; positive regulation of transcription by RNA polymerase II; tumor necrosis factor-mediated signaling pathway
Cellular component (GO): IkappaB kinase complex; cytoplasm
Molecular function (GO): ATP binding; IkappaB kinase activity
Source: RefSeq, a predicted model, not a curated record